Molecule: messenger RNA, 519 nt
Organism: Dibothriocephalus latus
Lineage: Eukaryota; Metazoa; Platyhelminthes; Cestoda; Diphyllobothriidea; Diphyllobothriidae
Source: the annotation of a GenBank genome assembly
AUGCCGACUACGGUUCAGGGUUCGGCCUGUACUCCGCCAGAUGAUGUUGCGCUGAGGAAUUUACAUCUUACGCCUUCUGGAACUCGCGAGGCUCCAGAACUGGUCCAGAAAGUCACUGCUCCAGAUACCAGGACCACACAGCUCGUGCAGGCCAUUCGUCGCAACCUGGACCUGGUAGCCCUUGAUCUUCCCGUCUUUGAGGCUAUGGUUCAGGGUUUGGCGUGUACUCCAACAGAUGAUGUUACGCUGAAGCAGUUGCAUACUACUGCCGACCGCCUCCAGGACCUCCAAAGAAAACUGGAAGCGUGCGUCGUACCUCUUACUGACAGUAUGGAUCCCAAGUUUGGAGGUAGUGUGGAAAGGGAGGCCCUGCUUGAAGAGGUGAUGCGAGUGAACAAAGAAAUUCACGAUAAUGUGCAGCUGCUCCAGUCAUUCGAGAGAAUGCUUCGACGCGAGAAAGAGGUAUUUACUCUUAACCUUGUUGCCCAGACGGUAACCUUCCACCAUAUACGACGGUAG